ACGCGCUUUGAUAGGCACGUGGCGGAGCGGCACGUUCUCUGUUGUUUUCAGGGGACUUCAAACGGAAGGAUCUCUUAUCUCGGCUGCGUGUUUUUCCUUUUGAAACAGCGCGAUCGCCGGCUCAGUCUGGAUUUCUUUGCUACGCGGGCUCCUUCGUUUUGGGCUGCGAUGCGGUGUGCACAUCAAACGUAAGGCCCAGUGUCAUUUGUGUUCGGCCCGGUUGUGCAACCGUUAAGCUAACGGCUAACAUGGAUGCAUGCGCACGGAACGGUGACGUGGCGAACGGGCGCGUCAAAUAAUGUUGCUUUGAUGUGUGCGAAGAAAAGAAAAUCAAAGUUGGGUACUCCGCCAUUAACUUUGGAUCGGAUGAUAAUGUGUCAAAGCACCCCGGGGCCUCUCCUUGAAGGUUUCUGGUUGCCGCUGUCAUCUAAUAGCAGCGCAUUCAAUGUGUUGUUCGGGCGACGUCAAAUGUAAGCAUCUCGUCUAUCAACUGCGUCAUUUUUAUUUUUCCCUUUGAAAUGCGUUUUCACUGGAUCAGUCUGGAAUUCUUAGCGACGCGGCUCGUCUCUUCUGGGCUGUAAUGCCGAAGAAGUGUGGAACGUCAUGAACACUUUGAGCACGACGUCUCUGAUCCACUGGUCAAAGGACACUUGGAUUUUCUUCGAUACCUGCUUCGAACAAGGCGGAUGCAGGACGUGUUACCAGUACUGGCCGGAUCAGGGCAGCUGGACCUACGGGAACGUGCGCGUGGCAGUGAAGGACUCCGCCAUGCUGCAAUCCGGCGAUGCCGGCAAGAUGUGUGGUCACGCAGCUCCAUUUCACCAGCUGGCCCGACUCUCCCAUCGGCAUGCUCAAGUUCUCCAAGAAAGUCAAAGGCGCCCAAUCCGCCCUUUGCGUCCAUUGUGGGCCACUGCAGCGCCAGCGUUGGUCAGACAGGCAGGUUCAUCGUGAUUGUUGGGAUGAUGGACAAGAUGCACGCCGGGCAGGAAGUGGACGUGUUUGGCUUCGUUUGGAAACCCGAGAGCAGCGUCUGCAGCUCUUCCAGACGGACAUGCGUUAUUUGUUCAUCUACCAGGCGCCAAAAUGCGUAACUCUUAACGGCCUAAACAUAAUCGCUUCAUUGCCAAACCGACGAAUGCUUGUUGUUAUGACUAUUUGUGAUUUGAUGUGAACUGUUCUGUAAAGCGCUUUGUUUCAGCUGCAAGUGUUGUGAACUAAAGAUGUAUCACCUCCGAACCGAACACCACCCCAAAGACUCAACCUAACCUCAAUCCUACACUUUAUCCUACCCCCAACUCCAACCUAUGACACCCCAAACGUGUAUUCUUUAGGUUUGCAGUGACUUAACUGAUCACAUUUCAGAAUUACCCCGAACCCUCUCACCGUUCCUCUAACCUAAACCAUAGCCCAACUUUAAACACUAAACCCUAACCCUUGCAUCCUUCUAAAAGCGUCGAAACACCAAACCCAAACCGCCUGUAUGCCGAACCCGAACAGCCUAAAUGCGUCAUCGCCUAACCGUAACCCGAACACCUGACUAUCCUCUUAAACAAAGUCCCUCAAACCCUUACUCUGAACGCCUAACCUUUAAUGCCUAUACAUCUAACCACCUAACCCAAGAUGCCUAUCUGCCUCACCCUAAUUUCUAACCCCAAUCUCAAACCUCGAGCGCUAACCCUGAACAUCAUACCUUCACCUCAACCAUAAACCCCUAACACUGUCAACCCUCUAACUUUUAACCCUUAAUCCUACCCCUAACCACUUUAACCAUAUUCCAAAUGCUAACUCUAAACCUCAACCUGAAUCCUAAUUUCCCUUUACCCUCAAACCCAGGGGUGUCCAAACUCGGUCCUCAAGGGGUGCUGUCCUGCCUGUUUUCCAGCUCUCCCAGGAGCAACACGCCUGAUUCAAA
Messenger RNA from Hippocampus comes (tiger tail seahorse), 1912 nucleotides. RefSeq names its product receptor-type tyrosine-protein phosphatase alpha-like. Lineage: Eukaryota; Metazoa; Chordata; Actinopteri; Syngnathiformes; Syngnathidae. Gene Ontology annotation, biological process: protein dephosphorylation. Gene Ontology annotation, molecular function: protein tyrosine phosphatase activity. The transcript is spliced from 5 exons. The record is from RefSeq and is a predicted model, not a curated record. Bases 687 to 1091 code for a protein of 134 amino acids.